This is a messenger RNA of Metschnikowia bicuspidata var. bicuspidata NRRL YB-4993, 1070 nucleotides long. Its product is annotated as S-adenosylmethionine-dependent methyltransferase. The transcript has a single exon. Gene Ontology annotation, molecular function: protein methyltransferase activity; nucleic acid binding; S-adenosylmethionine-dependent methyltransferase activity. Bases 194 to 844 code for a protein of 216 amino acids. Gene Ontology annotation, cellular component: eRF1 methyltransferase complex. Gene Ontology annotation, biological process: methylation. Lineage: Eukaryota; Fungi; Ascomycota; Pichiomycetes; Serinales; Metschnikowiaceae. The record is from RefSeq and is a predicted model, not a curated record.
CCCGAUCCUGAGCACCCCCGUCUUGAGAUCCGUUGGCCAAUACGCUGAAUCUGACACACCCCAGCCGCAUAGCACUGCAUUCUCAGACUUCCCGUCGGAGACCACUGCAGCCUCGAAACACCCCAUUUCCCCACGCCCUGGCACCCAUUGCCCAGUGCAACCGAAGCCCCCGCCCAUCGUGGACCGCGGCACCAUGCUUCCCACGCCGUACGUCCGAAAUCUCGACGAACGCGUCUACGACCCCGCGGAAGACUCCUUCCUUCUCCUCGACGCCUUGGAAGAAUGCUUGCCGCAGCUCCGGCUGCGCCAGUUCCCCGUGGUGUGCGAGAUCGGCGCGGGCUCAGGCAUCGUGUCGGCCUUCUUGAAAAUGCACGUGUUUCCGCACGGGCUUUUCUUUGCCACCGACGUGAACCCCGCCGCGUGCGACACGAUCGUGGCCACCGUCAGGGAGAACGACACCGCGUCGCGCUUCGCCACGCUCGACGUGUUCCAGAUGAGCCUAGCGCUGGCACUCCGCAGCAACCACAUCGACGUGCUCGUGUUCAACCCGCCGUACGUGCCGGCGGAGGCGGUGCCGGAAAGGCCGGCGGCAGCCGCGGACCCCGCGUGGCUCGACUUGGCGCUUCUUGGCGGGUCGGACGGCAUGGUGGUCACGUGGCAGGUGCUAGAUGGGUUGCACCGGCUCCUUGCCGCGGACGGCGUGGCGUACAUCUUGUUCUGCGCACGGAACAAGCCCGACUCCGUGGCACGCGUCAUGGAGGAUAGGGGCUGGGCGGUGCGCACGGUGUUGCACCGGAAAGCCGGCUGGGAGGUGCUCAGCGUGUUGGAGUUUAGGAGAGCGUAGCUGGGAGGGGGAGGGACGUGGUGGUGGAGGGGCCUCGGCGAUCGGAGAAGGUGAUUGGGGGCCAGUCGAGAAUGGCACCUUUAGAUGGUGGAGGCGUGUGGCUGGACGGCUAGCCGUCCUCCAGCCCAGCUGGCCACGAGACCAGCGGAGCCUCAGCCCACGUGGGUGGGAUCAGGCUGGUACGACCUGUUUGGGCACGCGGCCUGCCGGUUUGGGUGAACACUAC